GGGAGAAGACGCGCGCGUCGAGAGCGUGAGCUCGCCUGUGAGACGGGGACUAGCACCGCCGUUCGCUGACUCUGCUCCGGGCCGUCUCCCGUGGCCCGAGGCCGCCUGUCGCCUCCUGCCCGCCCGCCGGCCGCAGAGCCGCGCCUGCGCAGCGUCCCCGGCCCGAGCAGGCGGUGCCGGCGGCCAUGGCGCACCGCUGCCUGCGGCUGUGGGGCCGGGGAGGCUGCUGGCCCCGCGGCCUGCCCCCACUGCUCGUGCCUGGUGGCCGCAUGGGCCCCACCGAACGGUCCUGCCUCCGGACGCUUUAUCAAUAUGCUACAACUCAGGCAACAACCAGCAGAAAUUCUCUUCUGACAGAUGUAAUUGCUGCUUAUCAAAGAUUCUGUUCUCGACCUCCAAAAGGAUUUGAAAAAUACUUUCCUAAUGGAAAAAAUGCAAAAAAAGCUAGUGAACCUAAAGAAGUUACUGGAGAGAAAAAAGGUACCUUUUAAAAAGAUUAUGUUUGA
Molecule: messenger RNA, 506 nt
Organism: Callorhinus ursinus (northern fur seal)
Lineage: Eukaryota; Metazoa; Chordata; Mammalia; Carnivora; Otariidae
Product: mitochondrial inner membrane m-AAA protease component AFG3L2-like
Source: RefSeq, a predicted model, not a curated record